UCUGUGCUGAAUGCGUUGUGCUUGGGCAUGAGCGCUGUUGCUGGCCUGUCCCUCGCGGCGUGUGCUCUCUGCGGCACCAGGCGUGGCGUGGCAGCACCAUUCCCAGUGCACCCCUGCCUCUUCCCCCCUUCCAAAGUGGCCAUUGCCAUUCCCACCCACCCUAAUCCUCCUGCCACACCACAAUCCACACCCCUGCCGCACUCCUGCUGCUCACCCCUGCCUCAAUUCGCGCUGCUCUCCUCUGCCCCCCACCCCCCGGUGUGUGCUGUGCUCUCCGCUCCACCCCUCCCCACCCCCCAGGGGCGGGGGCUGGCAACUGACUACCAGCUGGCGAUGCUGCUGCAGGCGGAGGAGACGCAGCACCUGCGCAGCCGCGUGCUCCGCUCCUCCCACGCCCCUCGUGGCCCCGCCCGGCCAGCACCUCGCCAGCACACCCGCCCGGAUACACGGCAGGGCGUGGUGCAGGGCGCAGGGCAGGGCGAGGGGCAAGACGCGAGGCAGCAAGCAGGCGGGCACAGCGGACAGCACUCGGGCGAGCGCGCCUCCCUUGCGCCCUCUCGCCCCUCUGCUCCGUCUGCCCCCUCUGGCCCCUCUGCUCCGUCUGCCCCCUCUGGCCCCUCUGCUCCGUCUGCCCCCUCUGGCCCCUCUGCUCCGUCUGCCCCCUCUGGCCCCUCUGCUCCGUCUGCCCCCUCUGGCCCCUCUGCUCCCUCUGCUCCGUGCAUGCUUGCUGGGCAGUCGGACGGGGCUGCUCGCGCUGCCAGUGCGUUGGCAGGGAGGGGCGGGGGAGGGGGUGAGGAUGGUGACUUUGAGCAGAGGAGGGCAGAGCAGAGAAGAAUAGGGGAAGGGGGGAGGGAUAUGGCGGGGAGUGAGGAGGUGGGAACAGCAGGGGGUGAUUCUGCAUGGGCUGCUGGCGGUGGUGAUGCUGGUGUCAACAGUGGCACUGGCCGCAGCACUAGUGGCAGCACUGGUGGCGGCACUGCUGGUGGUAUUGCAGGAGCACGCAACCCCCCCGUGGCUGCAGUGCCACCUGCACCUGUGAGGCCACUGGAAGCUGCCCGUUUGGCUCGGCCCAGCAUGGCAGCACCUGCAGAACGCGCCACGUCAGCAUCAGCAGGCCGUGCCACGUCAGCACCGAGGAGCUACGGGCGGUGGUUGAGGAGAGAGGCGAUGGCAGAGACAGUGGCGGCAGCAGCAGCACUGCGAAGUCAGCAGCAGCGAGCAGGGGGAUUCGGGGCAGGUGGAGGUGGCACGGGCAUAAGUGCGUGGGAGAUGCAGCAGGAGGUGCAAGAGGCGGCUGAGUUCAGAGCGCUGCUGCGUGUCGAUGGCGUCCUGCCGAGACAAUCUGGUCGGCGCCUGCAGCCUUUGAGGGCGCAGUCUGCUGCAGCUGCACGAGAAGCUCCGGAACAACAACAAGCACCUGAUCAAGCACCUGAACAAGCACCUGAUCAGACACCUGAACAAGCACCUGAUCAAGCACCUGAAGAAAUACCAGGGCACGCACCUGAACAAACGCCCGAGGAGGGGAGACAUCAUGUUCCAGUUGCGGGGGCAGCUGCAACGAUAAACGGAGGUGUGGCAACAGACGGAGGGGAGGCACACUGGGGGGCGGGGGUGAGAGAGGAAGAGGAAGAAGAAGAGGAGGAAGAGGAGGAGGAGGAGGAGGAGGAGGAUGAGGAAGUGGAUGAGGAGAUCGAAAUGGUGGAGCUUGAUGGCUCAAGGCUGGACCUGGGGUUGCUGGAAAGUGGCACAGACGAGGAAGUUUAUAUGGAGGAUAUGGAUGGGGAGCAUGAAGGGCAUGAGGGGCAUGAGGGCCAUGAGGUGGAUGACGAUGCGCUGAACGAGGUGGACGAGGCAUUUGAGUUUGAUGUGGCCGUGGGGGGGGACGAUGCACCCCGCCUGGAUCACAUGCCACCUCCUGGGGGCGUGCCUGGCGGCGAGGGCGCACUGCCUGUGGGGGAGCAUGGGUGGCAUGUAGGGCAAGAGGGGGUGCAGCGUAGGGGUGGGGUGCCGUGGUUCCCUGGGAGGCUUGUGGAGGAGGCGGAGCAGUGGCAGGCGCGCGUGGCACGGCGCUGGGGACAAGCAGGGGGCGCGGCUGGGGCUGACGAGCAGUCAAUGGGGGUUGGUGAAGAUAGAGGGGGAGGAGAGGGCGCUGGGGUGCUGGGGAUGGGGGCUGUGAGUCUGGGGGUGUGGCACGAGGCAGCAGAGGCAGCAGAAGCAGCAGAGGCAGCAGAGGCAGAGGCAGGCAUGCUCUCUCCACUGCCAGAGCAUGCUGCUGCUGCCCCUGCCUCGCCCUCCCUUCGCAACCUCCCCUCCUCCCCGGCCUCUCCCUCCCUCGGCAACCUCCCUUCCUCCCCUGCCUCUCCCUCCUUCCGCAACUUCCCCUCCCCUCCACACUCGCCCCCCACGCACGGCCCGCUGCAGCAUGGGAGGGCCGGGCUGCAUGCAGCACCCCACACUCAUGCCGUGGGCGCCGGCGGGCGCGAGAGGAGGCACGGCGAGGGGGGUGCCAUGGAUGCUGCUGGUGGUGCUGGUGGUGGUGGAGGGGGGGCCACAGGUGCCAGCAGUGCAUUCUCCUUCGGCACGCCUGCUGAGUCCACCGCCUCUGUGCGCAUGUGCAGGAGGGGGUUUGUGCGUGCAUCUCAACUGCACGCCACCCCGGCCCUCACCACACGCCAUUCCUCUCCACCUCCUCCCGCUGCUGCUCCUCCUGCUCCUCCCCCUGCUGAUUCCCCUUCGACUGCUCGAGCUCAGCCUCACCCCCCUGGUCGGCCUGCCACCACGGCCUCGCCCCACGCGGCGCUGCCACUGCCGACGGACUCCCCCUGGGCGCUGGGCAUGCGCGCCCGUGUGGGCGAGGGGCGCCUGCCCGCCCGCACACGUGCCAGAGUGCCACUGCGCCCCUCAUCGCGCUCGGCUGCCAUGACAGCAGGCGGCGAUUCAGGCGGCAACUCGGGCAGUGUGGGAAGCACCACGCCUGCCGCCCUUGCCCCUGCCGCCAUCCUGCCUGCCUCCACAGUGACGCCCCCCCCUGCUGCCACUCUGCUCUCACCCCAUGCUAUCACACCGCAUACCAUCACACUGCCCAUGGUUCCUGGCGAGGCCGAAGCAGCAGGGGGGGGUGGCUUGGGGCAGCGUUGGGAGCAGGGAGCGCGAGUGGCUGCCCUUCACACGGCGGCGCUGCAGCACGGUGGGGGGGGUGGAGCACCCUUUGCAGCAGCAGGCGCGGCAGGAGGCGCAGCAGAAGCAGCGCUUGCAGCAGAUGGAGCAGCAGUUGCUGGCAGUGCGGUAGGAGUAGGUGAAGAGGGGCUGAGAGGUGAAGGGGGGUUAAGAGGCGAAGGGGGGGUGGAGCAAGAUGUGUUUCGAGAGGAUGAGAGGGCCACACACAGGGGGGAUGUGGAGGGCAUGCGUGGCAGGGCGGAGGAGGGAGGCGCUCGCACUGGAGAUGAGGCUUAUGGGGGGAAUGGGGGCCGAGGGGAUGGGGGGGGCAGGGUGGGUGGCAGGGUGAGCGGCAGUGGGGGGCCGAGAGCGGAGGGUGGGGGGGGCAGUGCGGAGAUGGCGGAAUCAGAUGGCAGCAGCGCUCCCCCCGUGCGUACCGGGUCUCGGGCACCCCACGGCAGGUCCCGGCACGGACGGCCAUGGCGGGGCGAGGCACGGCACGGGGGAGCAGCGCAAGGCAGGGAGGAGGGUGCAGCGAUGCUGAGGAGGAUGCUGAGGGAGAGCAGGGCGCGUAGCGGCAGGGCGAGUGGAGAGUGGCGGGAAGCAGCGGCCGGCAGCAGUGAUGCAGUGACGGGUGGCAGGCGACUGGUGGGUGGGGCUGGUGGUGGCGAGCGUGGGUGGGGAGUGGGAGGGGAGGGCCGUGGGCAUGAGACGGAUGAGCAGGGCAGGCCUGGUGCUGUGGGGAGUGGCGGGGACGGGCAGGGGAGAGAGUGCACUGCUGCACUGCCCUCCCACCCCGUGCCUCCCCUGCUGUCGCGCGCCCCGCCUUCUGAUGCCCUGCCCCCCAUGGGUGCUCAGCCCCUGCUGCUGCCGUCCUUUGCCGCCCACCACAGAGUGCCGCGUGCCUGGCGCCCUGCUGGCACUGGCAGGUAUGGUGGCACGGGCGCCGGCGGCGAGGGUGGCCGGGGGAAUGGCGAGGAGGGAGGGGAGAGCGGAGAGGGUGGGGAGACUGGGUUCUUGUUUCAAACGGGGCGUCGGUUUGAAAGGGAGGGUGCCGCACCAGGUACCGCUGCUGGAGUUGCUGAUGGUGCUGGGAUGCGUGGGGAGGCAGGUGAGGGAAUGAACAGAAGCGAGGGAAUCACGAAUGCCAAUGCUGUAGCCUCUGGUGCAGCCCAUGUUGUGAGUCGACCUCCUCACUAUGCUGUCCCAGCCGCCAUGGGCCAUGCCACAGCGACAGACGCCCAUGCCAUGCCACCCCAUGCCCCCCCUGCUGCAGCACCACCCCAUGCCCCCCCUGCUGCAGCAGCACCACAUGACCCCUCCCCCUCAGCCCCGCCUGCCACGACCGACCUGCCUCUCGCCCCGCACUGGAGCCCCCUCCUCCUGCCCUCUGCGCUCUCCCCCCCCGUGCCUCCUCAGGCAGGCUGGCAGGUGCCGCGCAGCAGGGCGUUGGGGGGUAGACAGGGGGGGGAGUCAGGGGGGCUGGACGCGUGGAGGGAGCGGAGGAGGGGCAUGGGCAUGGGCAUGGGCGCGGGGGAUGGGGGCGAGCGGAGGAGGUGGCGCGAGUGGGCGAGUGUGCGGGGGAUGGGUGGAACAGGCACGGCAGGGGCUGCAGACGAGUCCAGUGGGGAGGUGGCAGGAGGGGCGGAGGAGAUGGGGGCUGCAUGGGUGGGGGUUGCAAGGCCAAUGGGAGGGCAGGGGCCAGUGGGAGGGGAGGGUGAGGGGAGACAAGGCGAGUCAGCUGAGCAAGCGGUUGAGUGGGAAGCGGUUGAGUGGGAAGCGGUGCGACCGGUGGGUUCCUUGGAUGAGCCGAUGAGUGAGGCAGCAAGAGCAGCAGCUGAAGGAGACACAGCAAACGCAGCAGACACAGCGGGUGCAGGAAAUGCAGCAGAUGCAGCAGAUGUCCACCCUGCCCUGGCCUCUGCUGCGCUCUCUGCCACUCACCGCUCCGCAGCAGCAGCAGCAGCAUCAGCAGCAGCGGCAGCGGCAGCCAGCGAUACAACAGUAGGUGUAGCCAUCACGGAAGGAGCAGCAGCAACAGCAGCAGGAGGCAGCACAGCAGCAGCACGUGGAGUGGCACAGGAGGAGGCGAGGGAGAGGCGGCGGCGGCUGCAGCGGCUGGUGGAGGAGCGCGUUCGGGUGGCCCGCCACGUUGUGGAGGCUCGGGCACACGCCGCCCAGCAGCUCGUGGAGGCUCGGGCGCAGCAGGAACGGGAAGCGGUGGAUCGGCGGGCACGGGAGGCUCGGGAAGCUCUGGAGCGGCGGCUGAGGGAGGCUCGGGAGGCGGUGGAGCGGCGAGCAAGGCAGGCGGUGGAGAGGGUGGUUGGGGAAACAGGGCUUGAGCCCGGGGCAUCUGAAGGCGGUCGUGGGGCUGCUAAUAACGAGGACAGGGAAGAGGACGGUGGCUCUGCGCUGGCGAGUGUUGUGGCGGCUGUGGGGGACGCUGUGAGGGAGGCUGCAGCUGCUGAAGGUGCAGGUGGGGCGCGGAGAGGGGCGUGGGUGGAGGCGGGGAGAGGGGAGACGGUGGAGGAGAGGCGGGCGCGGCUGCAGCAGCGGUUCUCAGCGCUCACCCGCCUCAUGCUGCGCGACCACGCUGCCACCCGCCACGUGCUCCGUGCCCCUGCUGGGGGGAACGAGCCUGCUGCUGCGGAUGAUGCCGGGGAUGAUGUGCGAGCAGCGGGGUCAGCUGCUGCUGCUCAUGGCGAUGGUGAUGCCGCUGCUGCUGCUCGUGCGGAGGUUGGAGUGGGAGGGGAGGGUGCGGCCAGCAGGAGGGGAGGGGAGGCGGAGAGGAGGCGGCAAGUGAUGGGGGCGUGGAGGCGGGACAGGGCGGGCAGCUCCUUCCGCUCUGCUGCUGAAAUGAUCUCCCACACCCCUCUCCCCCCUCACGCACAUCCACGUAUUGUGAGAGGCCCUUCCCCAUGCAUCGCGUAUUAUGCUGCCACGCUGUUCAUUACCCCAUGGCCUUCCUUCUUCUCCAAACACCAUACCUCGUUGCUUCACAUGUUCCCUUCUCCCCCUCACUUCCCUGGCCUUUUUGUCUUCUGCCCGCCUGCUCACUCAUCAGUCCGCCCUUCUCUGUGCACACAUCCCUCCUCCCCCCCCCCCCAUCAGCGCCUGGCGGUGUGGCAGGCGUUGGAGGCGGGCAUGGGGGGGGUGGACGCCGCCUUCCAUCGCAUCGCCCCCUUCCCCCGCCCGCCCCUCGCGCGCAACUUCCCCCUCGCCUUCCGCCUCGCCGCCAUCGACCGCGACUUCAAUGAGUGUGUCCCUGCCCCGCCCCCCCUCCCCAUCCCCAUGCGCUCUGCUGUGCUUUUGCUCUGGCUGAGCCUCCUGGAGCCCAGGUCGGACUACGAGAUGCUGCUGGCGCUGGAUGACAUCUCUGCGCCCGUCGUGCGACCCGGCGCCACCCCCGACGAUAUCAGCCGCCUGCCCACCGCCCUCGUCACGGCACAGGACAGCGAUCUGGACCCGUGUGCCAUCUGCAUUGAGGUGCCCUCACCACCUGAAGUCAUCCGCCGCCUGCCCUGCACCCACACCUUCCACCGCGAUCAGGCCUUUCCUCCGCCACCCUUUCUCCUUACUUUGGUUGCCGCCCCUCCCUACUCCCGGCAGUGCAUUGACGAGUGGUUGAGGCGCCGCGCAGUGUGCCCCAUCUGCAAGCGAGACAUGCGGGGCACGGAGCAGUGA
Molecule: messenger RNA, 6840 nt
Organism: Closterium sp. Naga37s-1
Lineage: Eukaryota; Viridiplantae; Streptophyta; Zygnematophyceae; Desmidiales; Closteriaceae
Source: the annotation of a GenBank genome assembly